Solanum stenotomum is the source of this 1533-nucleotide messenger RNA. Its product is annotated as pentatricopeptide repeat-containing protein At5g08510. Gene Ontology annotation, molecular function: RNA binding; protein binding. The transcript is spliced from 2 exons. The record is from RefSeq and is a predicted model, not a curated record. Bases 1 to 1527 code for a protein of 508 amino acids. Gene Ontology annotation, biological process: RNA modification. Lineage: Eukaryota; Viridiplantae; Streptophyta; Magnoliopsida; Solanales; Solanaceae.
AUGAACCAACUGAAACAAAUACACGGCAACACUCUCCGAAAUGGCAUCGACUUUACACAGUUCUUGAUCACUAAGCUUAUUGAAAUUCCAAACAUCCCGUACGCCCACAAAGUGUUCGACAAUAUUACCAAACCAACUGCUUUCCUCUACAACAAGCUCAUUCAAGCCUAUUCUUCCCAUGGACUUCCCAGCCGGUGUUUUUCUCUCUACAUCCAGAUGCGCCGGCAAGGCUGCUCCCCUAACCCACACUCCUUCACAUUUCUCUUUGCUGCAUGCACCAAUAGUUCCAGCCCCAUUCAAGGCCAAAUGUUCCAUGUCCAUUUCAUCAAAUGGGGUUUUGAAUUUGACAUUUACACGUUGACUGCACUUGUUGACAUGUAUGCUAAAAUGAGUUUGUUGCCUUCUGCGCGAAAGCUCUUCGACGAGAUGGAAAUGAAGGAUGUCCCCACUUGGAAUUCUUUGAUUGCCGGGUAUGCCAAGAAUGGAAAUGUGGAAGAAGCAUUCAAAUUGUUUUCAGUUAUGCCUUCAAGGAAUGUGAUUUCCUGGACUGCAAUGAUCUCAGGCUACUCGCAAAAUGGGAAGUAUGCGAAUGCACUAGCUGUCUACAAGGAAAUGGAGAAAGACAGAAGGGUAAAGCCUAAUGAAGUCACAAUUGCUAGUGUUCUUCCGGCUUGUGCAAAUCUUGGGGCGCUGGAGGUUGGGGAGAAUAUUGAAGCUUAUGCAAGAGCAAAUGGAUACUUUAAGAAUAUGUUUGUUUUCAAUGCGGUGCUUGAAAUGUAUACGAAAUGUGGUAGAAUUGAUAGGGCAAUGCAACUCUUUCACGAGAUUGGUAGGGGGAGGAACUUGUGUUCUUGGAAUACCAUGAUCAUGGGGUUAGCUGUCCAUGGAAAAGGUGAUGAAGCCCUUAAGCUUUUCAACCAAAUGCUGGGAGAAGGAAAUGCACCUGAUGAUGUAACAUUUGUAGGAGCUAUCUUAGCAUGCACACAUGGAGGCAUGGUAGCAAAGGGGUGGGAACUCCUCAAAUUGAUGGAGCAAAGGUUCUCCAUAGCUCCAAAGUUGGAACACUACGGCUGUAUGGUUGAUCUCUUAGGCCGGGCUGGGAAAUUGCAGGAAGCUUAUGAUCUUAUACAAAGCAUGCCAAUGAGACCUGAUUGUGUUAUCUGGGGAACUCUUCUUGGGGCCUGCAGUUUCCAUGGCAAUGUUGAACUGGCUGAGAAAGCAGCCGAAUUCCUUUCUGUGUUGGAGCCAUGGAAUCCUGGGAAUUAUGUUAUUCUCUCAAACAUCUAUGCAAGAACUGGCCGGUGGGAUGGUGUUGCAAGGUUAAGGAAACUGAUGAAGUCCUCUCAGAUUACAAAAGCAGCAGGGUAUAGCUUCAUUGAGGAGGGAGGUGAUAUUCACAAGUUUAUAGUAGAGGAUAAAUCCCAUCCAAAAUCAAAUGAGAUAUAUUCACUGCUUGAUUUAGUCACAACUAGAUUAAAGUUUGAUGUAAGCACCAUGGAUAUUGAUUUGGAUUCUAUUGUUGAAUAGAAUUUU